This is a messenger RNA of Pseudophryne corroboree (corroboree frog), 1419 nucleotides long. Its product is annotated as paraneoplastic antigen Ma1 homolog. The transcript has a single exon. NCBI's taxonomy places the organism in Eukaryota, Metazoa, Chordata, Amphibia, Anura, Myobatrachidae. The record is from RefSeq and is a predicted model, not a curated record. The coding region runs from base 1 to 1419 and encodes 472 amino acids. Gene Ontology annotation, molecular function: zinc ion binding; nucleic acid binding.
AUGGAGUGCAUAAAUGGAGAGGAUAUAUAUAAUUGGGGUAAAAGGAGAAGGGUGGAUCUUAAGUGUAGUGUGGGUAUUGGAGGAAAUUUAGUAGAUAUAUCUGAUGAGGAGGUACUUAAAGAAGUGAAGAAAUGGUAUGGGAUUAAGGACCCACACAUAUGUGAUAAAUGGAGAGGUAAUUUGGGAACGAUAUGUGCUGUAUUAUUAACUAACAGUAAUGAAUUAGAUCCAUCCUUAAUCCCUGCUAACAUUAUGCUAGAGAACGUUCCAGGUAGAGGAUUGAAAAUUAUUUGGCCUAUGAUUCCUCAUGAUCUCAGUGAAGAAGCCACAAUAGAGUGUGAUAGCAGAACAAAUAUAGGAGAAGGAGGGAAUACAGGAGGUAGUUAUUCUAUAGCUGGAGAGCCAGAAACAGACAUUCCUAGAGGUGAAGAUGGUACUGAACAGAAUGUAGAUGCAGUCAUGGAUAAAGUAGUUAGUCAUUUUGAACGAUGGCACUACGAGGGAGGAUAUAGAAGGUUAAGAAUAUUUUCGGGAAUUAUGCCAGUACCCGCAGGAGAGGAAAACUAUGAUACCUGGAAAGAAACAGCUACUCAACAGUCGGAAGAAUGGAGAUGCCCCGAACACAUAAAAAAACAAAGGAUUGUUGAGAGUUUGAGGGGUCCAGCUAUGGGCAUUAUCCAUGCUACAAGAAGAAGUCAGCCAAACUCCACCCUAAAAGAUUACUUUGAAGCCUUAGAUUACUCAUUCGGAACAUUAGAGGAUGUUGGUGAUAUUCUGGCAAGAUUAAAUCAUACCUAUCAAGAACCAAAUGAAUCUCUCACUAAAUAUAUCUAUAGAAUAAAUAAAAUCCUGUAUAAGCUAUUGGACAAAGGGGGAAUAGAAGAUAAAGAUAUAGAUGAAUGGAGGAUGAAACAUCUUUUGCGUGGAGCUCUUACCAACAAUCCGGUAGCACAGAGAUUAAGAUGUAGUCUGGCCCAGAGUCCUCCUUUCACGUUAGGAGAAUUGAUUAGGGAAGUGAAAUUGGAGGAAGUACAGAUUGAAAAUAGAGAAAAAAGUGUGAAACGUGUCAAAGUAGUAUUGCCGACAGCCGAAAAUAAUUUAGCAUCUGAAAAAUUAUAUAAAUUAAUGGAAGAACAAAAUAAGAAACUAGAUCAAUUGAUUACUCUACAAACCAAUCUAUCGGUUUCACCUGCUAUAACUCCUCUGGGAAGAGGAAGGGGGAUUAAUAGGAGGAAUGAUAAUAGGACUAAUUACAACAACUUCACCUGUUAUAAUUGUGGACAGUUUGGUCAUAGAGCUUUCGAAUGCAUUCAAGGGGGAAAUAUACGAAGGAACACCUCUAGGGUAGAAAGAUCUUCACCACUGACGGAAAACUCCAAUGGGACGCCGAUGAACCCCGCAUCGACGCCCAACUUAUAA